AUGGACCCGCCACCGCCGAUGAACAAGAUCGCCGAGUUUGCAGCACAGAUGAUCUGCUACCUCUGGUUUGCAGAGCCCAGGCGGACAACAACACCCAUCACCCAGGCUCAGCUCGUCCCCAACCCCGAAUUCGUCGUCUUCAUCCACAACCUGCUCAGCACCACCCAAGUCUCCCACUCCGUCGUCCUCCUCGCACUCUUCUACAUCCACCGGCUCAAGGCACUCAACCCGAUCAAACCCAACGCAAAGAGCGAGUACCGCAUCGGCGUCGUCAGCCUCAUGCUGGCCAACAAGAUGCUCGAUGACCACACAUACACCGCCAAGACCUGGUCAGAAGUAUCCAGGCUGCCGCUCAGCUCGCUCAACGACGGCGAGAUCGAAUUCCUGCGCGGCCUGCACUUCGAGCUGCACGUCAACAUCAGAGACUUCAGUGCCUGGUUCAAGCUGCUCCACGGCAUGGUCCACCUCAAGGACCGCCACACCGCCAUCGCACUCGCCGCCGGCCCACGCACCCGCUGGUUCAAGAAGAUGCGCGUCGCCUCCGCCGAAGGGCUCAGCGUCCUUGAAAGCCUCCUCUCGCCCAUCCGCAACUCCACCCUGAUGAUCCAGUUUCCCCGAUGGGAUGGAUCACCCGCAAGCGUCUCGUCAGCAUACUCGGCCAUCGUGCCCUCCAACGCACUCUCGAUGACCCCGCAACAGCAGAUCGAAUUCCACGAGCGACAGAUCGCCUCACUGCCCCCGAAGACCCGGACGGAGUAUCUGUCGGCGCAGGAGCAGCUCGAGGAGAGCAUGAGCCGCCAGAAGAGGAUCAGCUCUAUCGGCACCUCCAUCUCCUCCUCCUCCCGCAUCCCCAGCAGCGUGCACACCCCGAGCUCGCAGCAGCUGCUCAGCCAGCUCGCCCCGAUGAUCUCUCUCCAGGACGCCAACGGUGCCUAUCUGGGCUCCGCCAUCGUGCCCGCCACCCACCCCGGCGGAGGACAGGCCGGCCCGCCGGAGCUCUGUUUCCGCUCGAUCACCGCCGGCCGACGCGGCACGGUGGGCGGCGGGGCGGCCGACGAGCGCCACCCCGGCCUGAUCAACACCUCGGAAGAGCCCGAGACCUUUCCCGACGACAACCGCACCGGAGCACGCGGCUGCUUCUACUCGAACUUCUCCAACGCUGGCGUGCCUGGCGUCGGCACCGGCUCGCUCAGGAGCGCCGACUUCUUUCCCGCCGGCCAGGGCGCCGAGGGCCGCUUCCCCCCGCUCGCCGUCUCGCCCCUCCAGCGCUCUUCCGACCUCUCCCAGGCCCAGCUCGUCGAGCCUUUGAGACUCCAGCACCUCCAGCCCCCGCUCCUCCCUCCUCCUCCCCCUCACCCCCAGCAACACCAUCCUCGCCACCGCUUUCCGCCCUCCUAUGCCUACACAUAG
Puccinia triticina is the source of this 1410-nucleotide messenger RNA. RefSeq lists its product as uncharacterized. The record is from RefSeq and is a predicted model, not a curated record. Gene Ontology annotation, biological process: regulation of cyclin-dependent protein serine/threonine kinase activity. NCBI's taxonomy places the organism in Eukaryota, Fungi, Basidiomycota, Pucciniomycetes, Pucciniales, Pucciniaceae. The coding region runs from base 1 to 1410 and encodes 469 amino acids. The transcript is spliced from 7 exons. Gene Ontology annotation, molecular function: cyclin-dependent protein serine/threonine kinase regulator activity; protein kinase binding. Gene Ontology annotation, cellular component: nucleus; cyclin-dependent protein kinase holoenzyme complex.